AUGAAGAAAACUUUUAAUUAUUUUAGAGCGAACCCAUGUGGAAAUAUAACAGGCUUUGUUGUAGCUCCUGUCUAUCCAGGAUAUAGAAAAGCCUAUACAGACUGUAUCAUUGACCAAAUAGAUAAGGAUGUAGAACAAGUUGGAUUUAUUUCUCCAGCCUAUGAAGGCGCACCACUUAGGAUGGAUAUGAUGGGUGGAGAAUUUUGUGCUAACGCAACAAGAGCUUAUGGACUUUACUCUGCAGGCUUCUAUGAUACUGAUGGACUUGUUGAUAUUGAAGUUUAUGUAAGUGGUCAUAAAGGAACAACAGAUGUAAUUGCAGAUGUUAAAAAUCAAAAGGCUUAUGUUGCCCUUGAUGGUCCUAUUGGAAGAGAAAACUUAAGAAUAGAUAGCAAGGACUGCACUCUUAUUAAGCUUAAUGGUAUUAGUCACUUAGUUGUUGAAGAGGAAGAAGACAGAGACUUUGUAGAUAAGGCUCUUGAAGUCCUUAAAAAAGAUCACAAGGACGAAGCAUACGGGGUUCUUUUCCUUGAUAAAGAAAAACUUGAUAUGAUUCCUUACGUUUAUGUAGAAGGUUCUGAUACCUUAUUUAGAGAAAGCUCUUGUGGAUCAGGAACUAUUGCUGUAGUAAACUAUCUUGAAGAGGAUAUUGCAAAACUUGGUGAAGAUUAUAAAAUUUCUAUCAAG
This is a messenger RNA of Trichomonas vaginalis G3, 687 nucleotides long. RefSeq names its product diaminopimelate epimerase family. The transcript has a single exon. NCBI's taxonomy places the organism in Eukaryota, Parabasalia, Trichomonadida, Trichomonadidae. The annotation marks the transcript as partial. The record is from RefSeq and is a predicted model, not a curated record.